AUCUAUUUAUUAUAAUAAGUAUAAUUACAUUAAUAUUAUUUUUAUUUUGAUAAUAAUUAAUUUCAGUAUUAGUUAUUUUUAUUUUACAGUCUUAAAAACUGUUGUAGAUUAUACUUCUUACUAUUUAAGCUAAUAUUUUAGUGUUUUUUUCAUCAUGAUGCAUCCUAGUGAAAUAGAGUACAUGGCAGAAAAUGAAGUAAUCCAGAUAGUGCCAAAUUUUAAUAAUGCAAGUCAUAUUCAUUUAAUUUGUGGUUCAUUUGGACCCUUUCGAGCCGGAUUGCCCUCGCGAGUGCCUAUUUGGGCAGCAUUAAAUUUACGUCAAAAAAAAAUUUGCCGAAUUCUACCACCUGACUGGAUGAAUGUUGAAAAGUUGAAUGAAAAAAUCGAAGAAGAAAAGUCAUCUAAAUUCUUUACACAGUUGCCAUCAAAUUAUUAUUUGGAAAUAACUCAAAUGUUGUUAGCUGUAGCUAAUGAAGAUAUUCCUAAGGCAAAUGAGAUAAAAACAGCUGUUAAAGAUUUAUGGGAUUUAAGAAUUGCUAAACUACGUUCUUCAGUUGAUAUGUUCAUUAAAGAUGGUCGAGUUCAAGCUUCAUUAAAUCACUUGACCCCAAUGGAAAUUAAUUCUGUAAGACCUGUUUUUCCAGAUACAUUAGAUGCAUUAAUGACAUUGCAUGAACAUAUUAAUUCUAAUGAUGACAGAGAAAGUAGUCAAUCUACAAGAGCAACUCCUAGUACAUCAUCUUUAAAUUUUUCUAUGUAGUCAUAAAUUAUAAAUGUACAUCUCUGAUAUUUUUAAAAUGUAUUCUAUUAAUAGAAAUAUGUACACAUGUAAAUAAAGUUAUUAUUAAUACACUUGAAACUAUUAUUAAGAAUUAUUAUUAUUGAAUUUAAUUUAUAAUAUAUUUAAUUUUUUUAAUGAUA
Molecule: messenger RNA, 921 nt
Organism: Daktulosphaira vitifoliae (grape phylloxera)
Lineage: Eukaryota; Metazoa; Arthropoda; Insecta; Hemiptera; Phylloxeridae
Gene: Psf2
Product: DNA replication complex GINS protein PSF2
Exons: 4
Coding region: 155-760 (201 amino acids)
Biological process (GO): DNA replication; double-strand break repair via break-induced replication
Cellular component (GO): nucleus; GINS complex
Source: RefSeq, a predicted model, not a curated record